Messenger RNA from Acanthoscelides obtectus, 673 nucleotides. NCBI's taxonomy places the organism in Eukaryota, Metazoa, Arthropoda, Insecta, Coleoptera, Chrysomelidae. The record is from the annotation of a GenBank genome assembly.
GUACACGUGUACUUUUCGUAAACGUUUGGCAUUCUGUGAAGUUUUGUGGUUGUGAAAGACAUUAUGGCAGAAGAGUUGGCAAAGUCUCUAGGAGCAAUUGCAUCGAUUUUGGAAAAUCUACAGAGGAAGGUGGAUGACAAUGGAACGCAAACUCCUAUUUCUUUGGCCUUGCCCAGUUUUGAUCCGGACAGCACCGAUAACCACGUAUGGUUACAAAAAAUAGAGGGAUAUAAAAAUGAAUUUGGUUGGUCUGACCGGGCAACUGUAAGUAGAAUUGGACCUUUUCUAUUAAAAUCUGCACUAGGGUGGUUUUCUGUAUGGCAACCUACUGAAGAAACAUUUGAAAAUUUCAAGAUUGAUUUUUCCGUAUCAUUUCCUAAACAGAAAAAUCUAGCAACUACCAGCGAAAUAGACGAGCAAGCUAAAUCUCGACUAUCAACCUUUGGAAGAUGAUGUUCAAUAAUAAUCAUGGCUUAUAAGUACCUACAUGCUGAGUAGGCAUAUAUACCAUAGUCGUAGUGUUCGCAAUUUUGUAUCUAGUUAUCCAUGUACUCCUGUAACUAGUUAUCCAUGUAUUUUUGUAAUUAGUUAUCCGGGUAUUUUCGUAAUUUUGUAACCAAUUAUUCAUGUACCUUCUAAAUCUCUGUAUCGUUAAAUAAUAAAACUGUAAACU